AUGGCUAAUUUAUCAUCUUUGACAACCCUCUACCUCAGGGACUAUCACCUGUUUGGUGAAUUUCCAGUGAGAAUUUUCCAACUGCCAAACCUAGAAUCUCUUAGUGUGAGAUACAACCAAGAUCUGACUGGAUAUUUUCCUGAAUUUAAUCAAAGCAGUCCUCUCAUCUUACUGAAAGUCGGCUUUACUGGCUUUUUUGGAACAAUACCCUCUUCAAUUCAAAACCUUCAUUCACUGCAAAACUUCGAUGUGGCUCAAUGCAAUUUUUCGGAAGGGUUGGUUCCAUCUUUUCUUGGGAAUCUUAGGCAGCUCACUUAUCUAGACAUUUCAGCCAAUAAAUUUGGAGGUCUAAUUCCUGAUUCCUUGGCAAACCUUACCCAACUGGCUACUUUUAGGAUUAGUACAAGUCGAUUAACCGGUCCAAUCCCAUCUUGGCUAGGCAACUUUAGCAAACUAGAGUACCUAGAUUUUGCUUUUAAUAGAUUAAAUGGUUCAGUUCCUGCGUCAUUUUCAAAUCUCACAAACCUUCAGAUCCUGUAUCUACAUUCGAAUACUCUGAGUGGUGCAGUAGAGUUUCAAAUGUUUCAAAAUCUACAAUCUCUUUACCAACUCGAAUUAAGCGGGAACGGUUUAGAACUUGUCACUCAAUCCAGAAUUUUGAAUUCAACAGUUAAACAGUUCACUGUUCUUGGAUUGAGUAAUUGCAACUUAGGAGAGUUUCCAUCCUUCUUACAAUAUCAGAAUGGGUUGACGCGUUUGGAAAUUGCUGGAAACAAAAUCCGAGGCCAAGUACCAAAAUGGAUGUGGAAUACAAGCUUAGAAACUUUGCUAUUGUUAGACAUUUCCAAUAACUUCAUUUCAGACCAACCUCCACUUGUCCUUCCUUGGGUGAAACUGUUAUGUCUAAGGUUUUCGUCCAACAUGUUUCAUGGAUCACUACCGAUACCUCCACCAACCAUGCGAGAAUAUGCAGCUGCAGACAACAACUUUACUGGAGAAAUCUCACCGUUGCUUUGCAAUAUGAAAAAUCUUCUGUCCCUUGACUUGUCGAAAAAUAACUUGAGUGGCAUGCUUCCUCAGUGUCUUGGAAACUUUAGUGAUCAUCUGACACUUCUACUUCUCGGAAACAACGCUUUUCACGGAAUUAUUCCUCAGACAUACAACAAAGGAAGCAGUUUGAGAAUGAUUGAUGUGAGUCAUAACAAGUUGCAGGGGCAGUUGCCGAGGUCAUUGGCCAAUUGUGUGAUGCUUGAGUAUCUUGUUUUGUCAAACAAUCGUUUCAAUGAUGUUUUUCCCAUUUGGUUGGGGACUCUUCUAGAGUUAAAACUUUUGGCAAUGCGCCAUAAUGGAUUCUACGGUGUGAUUGGAAAAUCUAGAAAGAAUGUCGAUUUCCCCAAGUUACGCAUUCUUGAUUUGGCUUACAAUGAUUUUACUGGAGCGGUUCCAUCUGUGUUUCUAGAUAUUACUGUAAACAAGUCAACAUAUAUGUACACACGUGUAGUUUAUGAUGUCGAUGGAUUCCCGGUUUGGAGCAAUGUUGAUUACCAACUCACAAUAGCAACAAAAGGUUUGGAGCAAUACUACCCAAAGAUCCGAGAAGAAUUUGCAUCCUUUGAUAUCUCAAGCAACAAAUUUGAAGGGAAAAUUCCAGAAUUCAUUGGGAACCUUAAGGAGCUUCGUUCGCUGAAUCUAUCCCACAACAUUCUCACUGGUUCUAUUCCAUCAUCCUUCGGAAACUUGACGAAGCUUGAAUCGUUGGACCUUUCACAAAACAUGCUCUCAGGACAGAUCCCCCAACAACUGAGUCGACUUACUUUUCUUGCCAAUUUCAAUGUGUCUCACAACAAUCUCACAGGUCUUAUACCACAAGGAACCCAACUUACUUCAUUGAAUAUCACUUCAUACGAGGGAAACCUAGGGUUGUGUGGAGAUCCAUUGCCAAAGAAAUGUGGAAAUCCUAAGGCCCCUCAACUUCCACCUUCAAUUGUAGACGAAGGUGAUUCUAGCUCAGCAGGAAUAUUUGAAUUUGAUUGGAAAAUUGUUUCGGCCGGAUGUGGAAGUGGGUUUGUAGUGGGAGUAAUUCUUGCAGAUGUUGUGAUUACAAGGAGGCCCGAUUUGUUUCUUAAGAUUGUUGGAAUGAUCAGACAAAUGAUAAGGAAAAUUUAG
This is a messenger RNA of Malus domestica (apple), 2166 nucleotides long. RefSeq names its product receptor-like protein 6. Gene Ontology annotation, molecular function: protein binding. Lineage: Eukaryota; Viridiplantae; Streptophyta; Magnoliopsida; Rosales; Rosaceae. The record is from RefSeq and is a predicted model, not a curated record.